UCUGUUCAUUACUUCUCCCAAUCUAUCGGUAUCCAAUUUGCUUUAGGAUAAUAAUAACCCUAUUUGGUCUAGUCUCAUCAAUUGCUUUCUGGUAUAUCAAUGGCAAAGUCACCAAGUCACCAGUUACCACUAGCAUUAUCCAGUGAAAAAUGGACAAACAGGUGGUGGAAUAAGUUACUAGUAUUAGCUUGUAAUGAUUUCUUCUAUGAACACACGAAGCAGAUAAUGAUUUCGUGGCCAAUGAUUGUUCUGUCGGGUAACUUCUUAUUCACCAAUCUUGUAUCCAUCAUGUUCGCUGGUCACCUUGGCAAACUUGAACUUGCUGCCUCAAGUCUUGCUAAUUCCUGGGCUACGGUCACUGGUUUCUCUUUCAUGUUUGGAUUAAGUGGCGCACUUGAGACAUUAUGCAGCCAAGCGUAUAAAGCAAGAAGGUACAAGAUGCUGGCGAUACAUCUGCAGACAUCAUGUAUCAUAUCAUUCUUCUCUUCAAUUGUGAUUGCUGUUAUCUGGUGGUAUUCCGAUACAAUUCUGAUUAAUUUCUUUCAUCAAGAUCGUGACAUAGCUAAAGAAGCAGGGGUGUUCCUGAAAUUUCUUAUACCUGGAUUGUUUGCAUAUGGUGUUUUGCAAAAUGUUUUGAGAUUUCUUCGAGCACAGUCAAUUCUCGAGUCUAUAGUUGGGAUUCCAUGGGCGUCUUUCGUUAUCCACAUUUGUAUUAUUCCGAAUGCCUUGGUUCAUUGGAUAGGUCUUGGUUUUAAAGGAGCAUCAUUAGCAACAUCUAUUUCGAUCUGGAUUUCACUCCUCAUGAUGGGUCUAUACCUGUUUUUCUCGAAUAGAUGCAACCAUAUCGUCUGGGAUGGUUUCUCAUUCGAGCCAUUUCAUCAUAUCCUUACAUACUUGAAGCUGGCUUUGCCCUCUGCUGCCAUAGUCUGUUUGGAGUACUGCGCUUUUGAGAUUCUCGUGUUAUUGGCUGGUUUGAUGCCAAACCCGGAAACAACUACUUCCAUAAUUGCAAUGAGUGUAAAUACCGAAGCCAUCGUCCACCUAAUAUUUUCCGGUGCAUGCGUAGCUACAAGCACCAGAGUUGCAAACGAGUUAGGAGCUGGAAAUCCGGACAGAGUUAAACAUGUUGUGUCUGUUACUCUCGUGAAAUCUAUUAUUAUAGGUCUUGCUAUUUGGUUGACUCUAUUGUAUUAUCAUAUUACCUGGGCUGGCCUCUUCAGUGAUAGAGCAGAGAUAAUUAACAAAUUUGCCUCCAUGACACCUCUUCUUUUAAUAUCCAAUAUAUUCGAUAUCUCUCAAGGAAUUUUAUCAGGGGUGGCUAGAGGAUUGGGGUGGCAGCGUUGUGCUAUGUGCAUCAACUUGGGAACAUUAUAUUUCAUCGGCAUGCCAAUAGCAUGCCUCAUUGCUUUCAAGUUCAACCUACAGACUCAGGGUUUAUGGAUUGGCUUGAUAUGUGCUCUAGGUUGCCAAGCGUCUGGCUCAUUGCUACUGAUAUUGUUAACCAGAUGGAAAAAAGUAGAGGGCUCAAAAAAUAGCAAUAGAGAAACUGAACUUCUAGCUUAAU
This is a messenger RNA of Lycium barbarum (goji berry), 1564 nucleotides long. Its product is annotated as protein DETOXIFICATION 18-like. Gene Ontology annotation, cellular component: membrane. The coding region runs from base 100 to 1563 and encodes 487 amino acids. The transcript is spliced from 7 exons. Gene Ontology annotation, biological process: xenobiotic detoxification by transmembrane export across the plasma membrane. NCBI's taxonomy places the organism in Eukaryota, Viridiplantae, Streptophyta, Magnoliopsida, Solanales, Solanaceae. Gene Ontology annotation, molecular function: antiporter activity; xenobiotic transmembrane transporter activity. The record is from RefSeq and is a predicted model, not a curated record.